ACUUGAGCUGUAGGUCUGGACUCCAGAACCAGGACUGGGGGUAAGGCUCUGCCCCCUCCCGACCCUCAGCCUGGACGGCCUGCUGUGUUUACACAGCAGAAGAGCUGCCGGUGCGUUCAGGUGGCUUCUGUGCCGACGUCACACAGGUGUGUGCUGCCUUCAGGACCGUCUGCCGGAAACUCUGAUGCAAGAUGGUGAGGAAGCAGAACUUCAUCUGGAGGAAGAGGAGAUUCUCACCUGAGGCUGUUCUCCUCCUCACCAUGGGGCCCUAAGGGGGGCGGAGCUUUCUGUAAAGAUUGAGGAAGAGGAGGAAGCAUGGGGAAGGAGCAGGAGCUGCUGCAGGCGGUGAAGAGCGGAGACCUGAUGACCACCCAGAAGCUGCUGUCCAAACUGAAGAGCAGAACCAAGCUGCUGGGAUCCACCAAGAAACUCAACGUGAACUACCAGGACUCUGACGGGUUCUCGGCGCUGCACCACGCCGCGCUCACCGGAACCACGGAGCUGUUGGCGGCGCUGCUGGACGCUCAGGCCGCCGUGGACGUGAAGGACAGCAACGGGAUGCGGCCGCUGCAUUACGCCGCCUGGCAGGGGAAGGCGGAGUCUGUGCUGACGCUGCUGCGCUCCGGCGCCGCCGUCAACGGCGCCUCUCUGGACGGACACAUCCCUCUCCACCUGGCCGCUCAGUACGGACACUUCCAGGUGUCAGAGAUGCUGCUGCAGCAUCAGUCCAACCCCUGCCUGGUCAACAAGGCCAAGAAGACUCCUCUGGACCUGGCCUGCGAGUUCGGACGAGUCAAGGUGGCGCAGCUGCUGCUGAGCAGCAACAUGGUGGUGGCGCUGCUGGAGGGCGAGAGGAAGGAGCCGACCGACUCUGCCUUCACCACGCCGCUGCACCUCGCCGCUCGCAACGGACACAAGGACGUGAUCCGGCUGCUGCUGAAGGCCGGCAUCGACAUCAACAGAACCACCAAGUCCGGAACGGCUCUCCACGAAGCGGCGCUCUACGGAAAGACCGAAGUGGUCCGACUGCUGCUGGAUGCUGGAGUGGACGUGAACAUCAGGAACACCUACAACCAGACGGCGCUGGACAUCGUCAACCAGUUCACCACGUCACACGCCAGCAAAGACAUCAAGCAGAUGCUGCGAGACGCCACGGGGAUUCUCCAGGUCCGAGCUCUGAAGGACUACUGGAACCUCCACGACCCCACGGCCCUCAACAUCCGAGCAGGAGACGUGAUCAUGGUGUUGGAGCAGCACGUAGACGGCCGGUGGAAGGGUCACAUCCAUGACAGCCAGAGAGGGACAGACAGAGUGGGCUUCUUCCCGCCGUCCAUCGUGGAGGUGAUCAGCAGGAGGAGCGGGGGCACUCUAUCCCGGCACGCCUCCCUGCCCACCCAGCGCCAGCAGCUGCUGUCCAGGGCCCCCCUCUCCUCCAGCCUUAGCUCCGCCUCUCACACCGAUGACACCUUUACACUGUUCGCUCCGCCCACCCAUGUGGUGUUUCCUCUCGCCAACGGUCUCACCGCCGCCACAGCUGGAGACAGGAACAGCGUGGGGAGCACCGGCAGCGUUGGAAGCACUCGCAGUGCGGGCAGCGGGCAGAGCGCCGAGAGCAACAGCGCCCCCAACGGACACCAGCACAACCAGGCGGCGCCCCCUGCUGUGGAGCCGGGACUCUCGGUAGACGUCAGUGCUCAGGCCGACCUCCCUGCAGGUGGGACUCCGCGGAGGCAGACGGUGAAGCGGGCGGCAGAGCCCAGCGUGUCCCAGCAGUUCUGCCGUCCACAGCAGCUGCUGGACGGGAAGGACGCGGACGCCAUCUUUCAGUGGCUCAGUGACUUCCAGCUGGAGCAGUACACCGCCAGCUUCGUGAGCGCCGGUUAUGACGUGCCCACCAUCAGCAGGAUGACCCCUGAGGAUCUGACCGCCAUCGGAGUGACCAAACCAGGACACCGCAAGAAAAUCUCCAUGGAGAUCAACAACCUGAACAUCCCAGAGUGGCUGCCCGACUUCAUCCCAUCCGACCUCGGCGAGUGGCUCAGCGCCAUCGGCCUCCCGCAGUACCACAAGAAACUGUCUGAGAACGGUUACGACUCCAUGAGCAUCGUCAGAGACCUGACCUGGGAGGACCUGCAGGAGAUCGGCAUCACCAAGCUGGGCCACCAGAAGAAGCUGAUGCUGGCGGUGAAGAAGCUGUGCGACAUCCAGAGGGUGAUCCUGCAGGCGGACUCCGGCCACGGCACGCUGAGGCGGAAAGCCCCCCGGAGCCUUCACCUGGUGGCCAUCGAGUCUCCUGAUGCCAGCAGCGAAUGCUCCUCGCCUCACACCCCCAAGAUGAUGACCUUCCAGGACAGCGAGCUGAGCUCCGAGCUGCAGACCGCCAUGUCCAGCCACUAUGGCGGCUGUGAGGAAGGCUUGGCCAUCAAGAGUGCAGUAGGGAUGUCCCGGAGUCAGGAGAGCCUGGAGACGCGGUCCCGAGGGUCCGGACGCUCCCAGGAGCUCCCCUCGGCCUACGUCAACCCCCACAGUUGGCCUCCGGAGGGGGUGGAGGGCAGCCCGGCCAAGGAGAGGAACCUCCCCGAGGGCUGGGACCAGAGACCUCUGCAGCAGCAGCAGCCUCCGCCCAAGCAGGUUCCUCUGGGAACGGCCACCGUCUUCAAGUACCCGGCCGUCCCGGCCAAACCCCAGCUGGCAGGAGGUCCGUCCCCCCACGGCUCCCCCGCCCUGAAGGCGUUCACCUACCUGCACUCUCGGUGCGGCUCCACGGACCUGAGCUCAGCGUCCAGACCUGAGAACCGCCACAUGACUCUGGCGCCCCCCAAGAGGCGCAGCCAGGCCGCGACCCGGUACGCUCUGUCGGACGGAGAGCCCGACGAAGACGAGGAUGAGCUCGCGGUUCCCCGUGGAAGCGUGCCGUCCUACGCCACACUGACCCGGAAGCCCGCGCGCAGCCAGGCGGGUCGGUCCCAACCGGGCUCAGAGCGGAACGUGGGGCGGAGUCAGUCUUUUGCGGUGCGGGCCCGGAAAAAAUUCCCCCCACCCCCGCCCCCGAAGAGGCUGAGCUCAGUAAGCAGCACUACAAGCGGCGAGCUGAGCGACAGCAGCCCCACAUCCUCCUCCGGGGGGGUGAUGACGGACAGCCCGGGGAGCGUUAGGAGCAUCGCCGCUUCCCUGGAGGGCGGGGCUGACGUCAGGAAAACCCCAGGACCCAAACCGGCCCCCACCCAUCCGAAACCAGCAAACGCCACAGAGACCAGAGAGCCUGAAGGGGGCAGGAGGCGGGUGCAGAGCCAAUGCCUCGUGGGACAGGCCAGCACCAGCUUGGACCCGGACCGAGGACCCAAGUCCGACUCUGAGGAAGAAGAACCCAAAGGUCCUGGGCUGGAGGGUUCGUCCUCCCCCCAGAACAGCUCCAGUGAGUGCAUCCCCUUCGCAGAGGAAGGAAACCUGACCAUCAAACAGAGACCCAAAGCUCCUGGUCCGCCCCGGGCCGAGGCGGUUCUGGAGCCUCCUGCUGCCAAGAGUCUGGAAGUGCCGGAGUUCAACCUGAAGGAGUCGGACACGGUGAAGCGCCGACACAAACCCAAAGAGAGGGGGGAGGGGGAGGGCUCCCCGGACCCAACCGUUGGAUCGGACUCUGGGGGCAGCAGGCCUCCAUCACGGAACCAAGACCAAGUCAGAACCACAGAGGCCACCCUUGAUCGGCCUGUCAGUCCGGCUAAAGGGUCUCCUGUAAAACCGCCGCUCUCCCCAAAACCAGCUGUGGCUCCAAAACCUGUUCGCAACAGCCUGCUGGCAGCUCAAGGAGGACCGUCCUCCCCGACCGUGACCGUCAGCGUGGUCCAAAGUGUGGCCUUCGCGUCCCCAUCCUCGCCCUCCCACGGGUCUCCAGCCCCUCAGAGCCCCUCGCUGGCAGCUGGAAGGCGCCAGGUGGGUCAGGGGGGUCCAGGUUUUGCGGUGGACCCAGCGGCGGGGACGGAGGUGGUCCAGCAGAAACUGGACCAGACCAGCACCUCCCUGGCAGCAGCUCUGAAGGCCGUAGAGAGGAAGCUGGAGGACAGUGACGGCGAGGUGAGGUCGGUGAGGUCUGCAGGGACCAUCCUGGACGACAUCGGAAACAUGUUUGAUGACCUGGCCGACCAGCUCGACGCCAUGUUGGACUGAAGACGCCACAUUUAUUUUGAAAGGAACAUCCUCAGGAAGAGAGACGGGUGAAGGAGGAGCUUCCCCGCCGUCACAUCCGCCGCUCUCAGCUGGUCUGUGGGAGAUACCAGCUCUACCACAGACCAGGUCUCACGUUUCACCCUGGAUCCUGCGAGGGAGGGGGGUGACUGUAAACUCACUGCCAAAGAUCUGUUCAGGAGUUUGGGAUCACGGUCCAAUUCAAGAGGUGCAUCUAUGUCCAAGUGUUUUUGAACGACCAUUGUUUGCUAGAAAGAGUUUCCACUGAAGAACAACAGACGUUAGCGCUAACCGCAGAUCUAGUCCAAACAUUUCACGUCUGAUACUGAAAGACGGAUCCACAUCCGUAAAAUUCCUUUUUUAAAGCCAUUCCUGUUAAACAUGAAACUCGCAGUUCUGCUGCCCCCUGCUGUCCAGACUCAGUUCCAGCAGCCGGAAAAUCAAAGCUCUGCACCACUUUAAAAAAAAACUAUGAACACCUGCAGCAGGUGAGGGGGCGGAGCUAGUAUGUAUCACUAAACAUGACAGGGUUUCUGUGACAAACACGUGAAAGGGGGGAGGUCUUUAAAAACUACUAUAUAUAGAGAUAUAUCUAUCUCUCUCUCUCUCUCUACAUAUAUAUAUAUAUAUCUUAGCGGCAACCAACAUUUUGAUCCUCGGGUUUCCUCUAGCGCCCCCAGGUGGCUAUCAGUGACACAGCACUUGUUUGUUUUCGUGGUCAAAGGAGACAUUCACUCCGAUUUAGGCAAAAAAAAAAACACUAAAGUAAAAGCACUGUAGUAAAAUCCCUUUAUAGAAUAUUUAAACUCUGGAUUGAAAUACAGUCUAGUAUAUUGUUAGUCAGUGCUGUUAUUACUGCAAUAAUGACCUUUGAAGAUGUAAAAAACAAGUUAUUUGUAAAAAUAGAACAUGUACAAAAAACCUCAAAGAAAGUUCAGUUAUUUUUAUACUAGAAAAAUCUUGUAUUUUUUCUGAGAAAAGAACAGAAAAAGCAUGUUUUUCUGCUAACUUUAGCUCUUCUUCCAGCCUGUUCCUCUACAGUAAAGUGUAUUUCCUCACAGUGAACACUAGGGGGCAAUGUUUUCAUGUUUCUAGCAAAAAGCGGAGAAAAGAAAUAAAACCACUAAAGCUAAACAAAAAUAUGGUCUGCAUGAAUGCAUGAUCGAUCCUUUAACAUGUUUUUUAUGGAUGUUUUAUUUUGGCAAACCUGUAUUUAUCGUGUCUGUAGUGCCCCCUAGUGGUCAAAGUAAAUACGUUUCUUGUUUUUAGGCAAACUGAAUCUUGGGGCAAUCCUCAAGCCUCCAAACGUUUCUGGCUGCUGGAACAAAACUGGACGUACUGUCCGACCAUUUCAAGUUUUCGUUUUUUACAGAAGUGUUCUUGUCCUCCGUCAUCCGGGUCACGUAUCCCAGAAUUCUGCUCUUCAGGACAGCUGGACUUUAAAGCUUCCCAGAUGAAGAACGUCUCAUAUUUUAGCUGCUCUGAAGAGCAGAAACGUGUUCUUGUGUUGUUCCCAUAAAGGGAGGAGUAUUCUGUCCUUCAUUUGCAAACUUUGUUUUUAUUCUCGGUAGAUCAAAUUAGUAUUUAAGUUUUCUUUUUAUUCUGUUGAAGAGCCUAAACCAAAGAGUGUGCAGAUGUUCCUGAAGGCUCCUUUGAAGGAGCCUGCAGUGGAUGCAGUUUAACAGCUGACUGAGAUGCUUGCAGACGAGAACUGGUCCUAACAGGAAUUCCCAGCAGACCUGAACGCAUCACGUUUCUUAACGGACUGGAGGAAGAAAGAGUUUGACUGAACUGUAAAUCUGAGAUCAAACAACACUUCCUGCUGCUUUUUUUUUGAAAGAGGAAGCAGUGAACAGCUGUUCUUCUUUUGUUUUCUUUAAUGUAAGAAAUGCAAGUUAACCUUAAGCUGAAUAUACAUUUACAUGUUAAAGGUGGUCUUUCUUUCAAGAGAAGGGCGGACACAGGAGUGUUGUUUCCACAGCUGUCCAGCAGAGGGCGCACAGAGAUUCCUAAUCAGAAGUUCAAGCCUCCAAACUAUUGAGGAUUUCCUUUAUGUAUUUAAUGAAUUAAAGCUCAUUUAAAUAAAGAAUUAGAAUCUGA
Molecule: messenger RNA, 6282 nt
Organism: Oryzias latipes (Japanese medaka)
Lineage: Eukaryota; Metazoa; Chordata; Actinopteri; Beloniformes; Adrianichthyidae
Gene: caskin2b
Product: CASK interacting protein 2b
Molecular function (GO): protein binding
Source: RefSeq, a predicted model, not a curated record